Molecule: messenger RNA, 1591 nt
Organism: Pelobates fuscus (common spadefoot toad)
Lineage: Eukaryota; Metazoa; Chordata; Amphibia; Anura; Pelobatidae
Gene: CIMIP2B
Product: ciliary microtubule inner protein 2B
Exons: 6
Coding region: 154-1080 (308 amino acids)
Source: RefSeq, a predicted model, not a curated record
CCUCUUCUCCCUGGGAUCCCAGCCACUGCUCAACCAAACAAUUGUCUCCCUAUCACUAACAACAGUGACACACACACUGACACAUAGACACAGGCCCAGGAGACAGAGGAGGGGAGGCAGGGUGACUGGUGACCUCCAGGACAGGUGCAAAAAAUGGCCUCGACAUUCCCCCCAAAGCUCAGCCCCCAGCUGAUGACACCAGAUCCCCAUUAUAUCCCAGGGUAUAGUGGCUUCUGCCCUCAGUACAAGUACAGCCAGGGGAAAACCUAUGGAAAACUCACGUCUCAGUUACUGACUAAUCCUGAUAUCAGGCACGCGGGACAGUUAGUUCUCCAAUCAUGUGCCUUUCCACCUUCCCGGACGGACAAUAAUUGGGAUCAUCCUGAGAAGUUAAUCAGGAGAAGACGCAUGGGAGAUAAGAAACUCAGCCGUAGCUUGAUCCCAGGAUAUACAGGAUUCGUUCCCAAGUCUCAGAACUUCUUUGCAAAGACUUACACAGAAACCAGUAAGGAUGCCGUGGCUGACUUCCAGAGAGACCAGCUCAAGAGCGAAAAUCAGCGACAGGAGCAGACUGUGCUGUAUAAUCUUCAGACCGGUCAAGAGCAGCCUCAUACUGAUUAUGAGAAGAAGCUCCUCAAAUCCAAGUACAGGACUCCACUCCCAGUUUUGUGUAAAGAACCGGCCCAAUUCCAUUCUUCCGCUGCAUUCGAGUCACAGAUAUCUCCCUACUACAUGGAAGACGAAAACCCCCACAAGUAUUUCAUUUCAGGUUACAUGGGAUAUGUCCCUCGUUCGCGUUUCCUCAUUGGCACCGGAUAUCCAAUCUCCACCAACAAAGCCAUUGUGGAGUUUGGGCACAUGAUUUCAAAGGAGAACAUGAGACUGAGUGAACUCCAAGAACCCAAAGAAAAGAACAAAGUUCGCUCUGACCAGAGCCACAUCUACCUAGAGGAACUGGGCUUGCUGCCCCGAUAUACUGGACACGUACCAGGUUACAAGUUCCAGUAUGGACACACCUAUGGGGACCUUACCCACAAUGCUCUGGGGCAGAGUACUAUGCAGAAACAAAUCGCAGACUAAAAUCAGAAAACAACCUCCAGGCAGUCCAUUGUUGAAAAAGUCAUAUUAACAUCCGACACUUCCUGAAGGCUAACUGGGCAUUAAUACUGUUGUUUUUUUUUGUUUUUUUAGCACUUUUUUUUUCCAGUGACUUACUCACUGAUUGACUUCUUUCAAGUUAAUUAAUUGGGGUUCCAAAUCACAGUUCUUUGCAUUCGUUUUCUUUUAUCCUUAUCUGCGUGCAAAAAAAAAAAAAAAAAAAAACCUCUUUAAACAAAACACAAUUCUCUGCUCCUCUGUGUCUGGAAUACAAAGAGUUAAGAUUGGGGCUGGCUGUAAGGCUGACACCUUGAGUUAUGUGUUCAAUCUGUUUUAGAAUGUGGUUCUUGUGCCUUUACACAAUCAGAAUAGAGCUUGAAUUCAAAUCAUGGUCAGAAAAUCCACAGAUUCUAAUAAACUAAAAGCAGACAACAGUUUUCCUACAACAAUAACAGAAAUAGACAAACGUUUAUGUCUUUAACGGACAACAAUU